Corythoichthys intestinalis (scribbled pipefish) is the source of this 2113-nucleotide messenger RNA. RefSeq names its product gamma-taxilin-like. The transcript has 11 exons. Bases 137 to 1486 code for a protein of 449 amino acids. The record is from RefSeq and is a predicted model, not a curated record. Gene Ontology annotation, molecular function: syntaxin binding. Gene Ontology annotation, biological process: regulation of cell cycle. Lineage: Eukaryota; Metazoa; Chordata; Actinopteri; Syngnathiformes; Syngnathidae.
CAGAGCCCGCCCAGAGGAGUCCCCCGACGCAAGAUGGCCGUACGUUCCUUAUGUCGCCGACUUCGCCUUAAGAAAUCUAUCCAUAUGUAUUUGAACUCUAUGUCUACACCGGCACCACAUUAAAAAGCGUGACCUAAUGGACACAGAAGAACUUUGUGGGAUUGAUGUGGAGACCAGAAGAAUUUUGGGGGAAAUUGAUUCACCAACAGAAGAAGACGGCUGUGUUGAGGAAGUUGCACAGUUUGGCUUAGAAAUAUGUUGUGCUGAGGAAGAAAGAGGAGAGACUCCUGGCAGAGAAGGCAGCCCAAGUGACUUGAAGGAGACGGAGCUUGAGCCUGGAGGUGAACCUAAAUCUGCUGAACACGAUGCCUUUGGGAAGGAGGUUGUCCUUCUUAUGCAGGCGUUGAAUUCCUUAGCCACACCUGAAGAAAAAUUGGCUGCUUUGUGCAAAACAUAUGCCGACCUGUUGGAGGAGAGCCGUUGCAUGCAGAAGCGUCUGAAAACGCUGCAGAAGAAGCAGUCUCAAAUUGUGAAGGAAAAGAUCCACCUGCAGGGGGAGCACAGCAAAGCUAUACUGGCCCGCAGCAAGUUGGAGAGCAUCUGCAGGGAGCUCCAAAGACACAACAAGACUUUGAAGGAGGAAAAUUCCCAGAGAUCCAGGGAGUAUGAGGAACAACGCAAGGAAGCUAUGCUUCACUUCCAGAUGACUUUAAGUGAUAUUGAAGUCCAGAUGGAACAACACACGUCUCGCAACACUAAGCUGAGACAGGAGAAUGUGGAGCUUGCUGAGAAGCUGAAAAAGCUCAUUGAGCAGUAUGAGCUCAGAGAAGAGCAUAUAGAUAAAGUGUUCAAGCACAAAGAGCUACAGCAACAACUGAUGGACGCCAAAUUACAGAGAAUCACUAACAUGAUGACAGAAGUGGAAGAGAAACAGCAGCGAGAAAGAAACUCUUUGCUGAAGGAUGCCACAGAAUCGAGACGCAAGUGUGAGAUGAUGAAGGAACAAGAGGUUCAGCUCAAGCAUCAGCUUUCCAUGUACAUGGAUAAGUUUGAAGAGUUUCAGAGCACUCUGGCUAAAAGCAACGAGGUCUUCGCCACUUUCAGGCAAGAGAUGGAAAAGAUGACCAAAAAGAUUAAGAAGCUGGAGAAAGAAACAACACAGUGGAGGACAAAAUGGGAGAGCAACAACCAGACUUUGCUCCAGAUGGCAGAGGAGAAAACUCUACGCGAUGGCCAUUUCAAGGCUUUGCAGGGUAAGUUGGAGCUUUUGGAGAGACUCUGCAGAGCUCUACAGAAGGAGAGGAAUGACCUCAACAACCAGCUGAGCCUCAUGCAGGAGCAUAGUGAUGAGCCUCCUCCACAGUUGGGAAGUGAGGAAGACGUAGGAGAGGAUGAGACAAAGGGAAUCCGCAAAACUCCGACACUACAUGAGAUGGAGUCCGUAAUGGCCUUUGAAAACACCACUGCUUCAGCAUCGUCAAGCUAGACCGCAGAAUCUGGACUAAGCCUGGACCGCUGUGGUGCUCGCAUCUGCCCGUUUUUUUUAAAAUUACUUAUACACUUACGUCUCUAGUUUUCUACAUGAAUGAACAAUUAGCCAAUAUCUUAUUUGUAUGGUAGUUUAAGAAUAAUCAUUUGAAUGUAUGAUUCUUCUCUAAACCUUUGUUGUCCAUGUUUGCAGUACAGUAGUUUUAAAGUUUGGGGUUUGUGCUCUGUUUUCUACUAUAGAUACAGUAUUUUCAGAGGUAAUGGUAUUUUCACACUUUUUCAUGAAGUGCAUAUGCAUUCAGGUCUCAUUGAUCAUUAAAAAAUAGUGGGUAUUUUACCACUAAUGUCAUUGCUAUCUGUAAGUGUAAAUGUUUUCUGUAAUGAAAUUGAUUUUCAUACCUUACAUUAAUGAUAAAUGAACAAAUUGCCCGUUAGCAAAUACUAUUUCUUUAUUUCAAAUGUAGUCCUAAUGAUCUUAUGAACUUAAAUUCAUUCCUGAACUUUGCAUGUUUUCCCUCAAGGGAUGCUCCUGUGCUAUUUUGAAGAAUAAAGUUUUUUAUUUUUAUAAUUGUUCAUUCAUUCUCUUUACCACUUAUCUCACGAGGGUGCUGGAGCCUAUCCCACA